UAUUUUGAUCCCUAAACGGAGAAAACGUUGCCCUUUCAAUUGACAGUUACUCUGUCAGAAGUUGAAGGGAAAGGAAAAAAACAGUGCAUUUCAAUGGCACCCAAAGCAGAGAAAAAGCCUGUCGCCGAAAAGAAGCCUUUUGCAGAAAAGUCACCAGCAAAGGUGAUGGCGAAGGAAGGAGAAAGGAAGGAGAAGAAAAAGCACAAGAAGGGCGUGGAGACUUACAAGAUGUACAUUUUCAAGGUUUUGAAGCAGGUGCACCCUGAUAUCGGCAUUUCCAGCAACGCAAUGGGGAUUAUGAACAGUUUUAUCAAUGAUAUUUUUGAAAAGCUGGCAAGCGAGUCAGCCAGAUUGGCCCGCUAUAACAAAAAGCCUACCAUUACAUCGCGGGAGAUUCAGACGGCCGUAAAGCUUGUUCUUCCGGGAGAGCUCGCAAAGCAUGCGGUUUCUGAGGGCACAAAAGCUGUUACAAAGUUUACUAGCUCUUGAUUUUGUUUUGUUGCUAGGCCAGAUGAGCUUUCUAAAUUUCUCUGUUUUCUUUGGCCUGGUUUUAAGAUGAUAAACCCUAAUUUUGUGAUAGAUUUCUUAGCUUUCAUGCGUUCUUUAUGUUGUAGAACACUGGAACCCUAAAUUUUAACCUCGUUUUUCUUAAUUUUGUUUUA
Molecule: messenger RNA, 662 nt
Organism: Cryptomeria japonica (Japanese cedar)
Lineage: Eukaryota; Viridiplantae; Streptophyta; Pinopsida; Cupressales; Cupressaceae
Product: histone H2B.5
Exons: 1
Coding region: 94-489 (131 amino acids)
Biological process (GO): nucleosome assembly
Cellular component (GO): nucleosome
Molecular function (GO): protein heterodimerization activity; DNA binding; structural constituent of chromatin
Source: RefSeq, a predicted model, not a curated record